AUGUUCACCAAGACCGCCCUCCUCGCCCUUGCGGCGCUCCCCUUCUCCUUCGCCCAGAUUUCUGAGGACUUCGAGGCCGGCUGGGACGAGACGGCGUGGCCCAUCUAUGCGCCCGACUGCAACCAGGGCGGCGCCGUGGCCCUCGACACCACAAAGGCCCACAGCGGCAGCAACUCGAUCCGUGUCGACGGUGCGGGUGGCUUCUGCGGCCACAUCUUCUUUGGCACGGAGGCGGUCCCCGCGGGUGACUUUUACGUGAGGGUGUGGCUGCAAGCCAGCACGGCCCUUACCGACUCCCACGUCAGCUUCAUCACCAUGCCCGACCCGGCACAGGGCGACAACAAGCACCUGCGUAUCGGUGGGCAGAGCAAGAUCCUGAUGUACAACCGCGAGUCCGACGACGCGACGCUGCCCGCCCUGUCGCCCGACGGUAUCGCCGCGUCGGCGGCCCUCCCGACCGGCGACUGGCAGUGCUUCGAGUACCACAUCGGUGCCGACGGCACCAUCGAGACCUGGCUCAACAGCGAGGCCAUCGCCGGCCUGACGACCAUCGACAACCCGUACGCCGACCAGUGGUCGGGGAGCUCGAUCGUACCUAAGCCCUCGGGUGUCUACUUCGGCUGGGAGUCGUACGGCGGGGAUACCAACACCUUCUGGUACGACGACAUUGCCAUCGACACCGCCCGUGUCGGCUGCGAGUAA
Molecule: messenger RNA, 702 nt
Organism: Dichotomopilus funicola
Lineage: Eukaryota; Fungi; Ascomycota; Sordariomycetes; Sordariales; Chaetomiaceae
Exons: 2
Coding region: 1-702 (233 amino acids)
Source: RefSeq, a predicted model, not a curated record